CUCCAUCUGUAACCGUGACGUCAUCGUUCUCCCGCUGCGCUGCCUGCUCGGGCUCAGGGAUUGGUGCUCCCGCCGCUUAGCAACGGUUGCUAACAACAACAACUGCUGUGCUGCGUGUCUCAGAGGAGUCGCAAACUCGCUAUUGCAAAAGCCGGUGUAAACAUGCGUCGAGGAAGAUCAGCUGCGAGCGCCCGCUCAGAGGGCAGUGACAUAGAUAUUGAUGGAACAGAAUCCGAGAUAGCCAAACUGCAGAGACAGUUCAGGAUCAUGGAGGGGGAUCGGCAGGCCUACAACAUCAGUGCUCGGGAGCAGAUCCGCAAACAACAGCAGGAAAUCGACAAGCUGCUGAAGGAGCAGGAGGACUUGCAUCAAAAUCUUGGUGUAUGUAAGAGCUCAUCUCGCCAACAGAAGGACAGCGGGGACACCCAGAGUCUUCGCACUUUGCUGGAGCAGAAGGACAUGGUAGAAGAAGAGCAGAAAAAAGAGAUUCAGUAUCACAGAAAAUUAGAAGAAGAGAUCUCAAACAUGGAGUCGAAGCUGGCAGAGCUGAGAAAAGGGAACGUCAGUACAAGUGAUUCUCAAAGGUCGGCGGUCAAGCGGACUCAGAAAGCCAUACGCACUUUGGAAUACAAACUUGACAGAGCCCUGACUCGCUUCAAUGAACAGCUGACCAACAAUGGGCGCCUGAGAGAGGAGUUGCAGACUCUACAUCUUGAGCGUGUCCAUUUCCAACAGCUUCGCAACAAGCUAGAAAAGGAACUGCAGGGGAUCCGAAAAAAGAUCGGGGAAAUUAUCAGCCUGUCAACUGCAGCUUAUGAUGCAAGGGUGGAAGCUCAGUCAAAGAUGACUAUGGUGAGGGAGAAAGCAAUCAAGGACCUUGCCCAGUACAACGCUGAGAUGAAGGAACUGGAAAGGGUUAUAGAACAUGAGUGUAACCUUAAAGAUUUCAUGACCAUCAAGUGCAGCGAGAAGAGCGGGCAGGAUGACAGUCAUGAGGCGGGACACAGGCGAUUGUCUUUGGUGAAUGAGCAAAAGAGGAUGGACUCAAGACAGGAGUCGUUAGAUGCUCUAGAGGAGGUGUUUGAGAGGAUUCAGACUGUGACAGGAGAGGACAACCUGGACAUGCUGGUCACUCGAUUCAUCCAAGCUGAAGACCGGAACUUUGCUCUGUUCAAUUUUGUCAACGAGCAAAACAAUAAGGCAGAAGCACUGAAAGAUCAAAUCAGCCAGAUCCAAGCAGAGAUGGAGCAGUUUCGAGCAGAUCUCUCGCAACAGGAACAAGCUCACGCCUCGAUGCUGGGAGAACUGGAUGACCAACAAAAGGAAACUGAAUUGCAAGCUGAAGAUUACGAAAACCAAGCCAACAUCAUUAGCAAUAUUCUGGAUGAGAUUAAGACAGGUGUGAACAGCAUCUUCUCUAAAAUGGAGUGUGAUCGCUCAGUAAUAGAAAACAUGCUGGGCUCCUCUACCGGGAUCAGUGAAAACAACAUCAUGUCCUACCUGGGUCUAGUGGAACAGAAGACCAACGAGCUGCUCACCAUUCAGGCUUUCCUCAGUUCUAAAGAUCUGGAAAAGGACUACAAUCCCAAAGAUUUGGCUAAAUUCCUUUUGGGUCAAAAUCCAGAACUGCUUAAGGAGAGCAUUGCCAUCCAACCUGCAGUAAACAGUGUGGAUUAUGACGCAGAAGAGUCUCUUCUCACUGAUGAAGAGGAACGUCCACUUUCACAGGGGGAACUUCGCACAAGAAUAGUCAAAAGGGUUCUGCAGAAGUCAGGCAACAAACAAAGCCUCAAAGACGAGUCAACAAUCUGACUUCCUUCACUCCCUGGAAGAGCCGUUAAUCUGAUCCAGAGCCUGUUUUCAUUGUUUACCAUAAUAAAGAUAAAUGCAGAGCACUGAUGGAAGCAGCCUGUAGUGGUGCAGCUUGUGCACGUAAUCAUUAAAAGCUUGAUUAUGUUA
Molecule: messenger RNA, 1959 nt
Organism: Betta splendens (Siamese fighting fish)
Lineage: Eukaryota; Metazoa; Chordata; Actinopteri; Anabantiformes; Osphronemidae
Gene: odad1
Product: outer dynein arm docking complex subunit 1
Exons: 15
Coding region: 163-1812 (549 amino acids)
Biological process (GO): outer dynein arm assembly; cilium movement
Cellular component (GO): axoneme
Source: RefSeq, a predicted model, not a curated record